AAACGCCAGGGGUUUUUGUGCAAUGCGGCAAUGAAGAAAGAUGAGUUUGAACAUUUCAACGUUUUUUUGGUGUAACUACCUCCCCAUCUUCCCACUGUCUCUCCCUCUUCCAUCUCUGUCUUUAUUAUACACACGCAUCUCACUUCUCUUCCGUGUCGUUAACUUCAAUGCAUCUUAGAUUUUGCACAUUAAUAAUCUGGACAUUCAUUUCAAUUUCUCGGCUUGCAUGCAUUGGAUUGUGUUUCUAAUCGAUUUUGACAGCUUCAGAGAGAACCGCGGGGAGGACAGAAGAAGAAAGAGGCAUGAUUCUGGAUGAGCAAUGCUGUAUGAUUGUGCGAAUAUGCGAUGCAUAAAUGAGGCCUUUCUGCACCAAUGGCGGAGAGAAAUGUGCACUCAAUGGGGACAUUCGGUAAGAAAUCGAUGUUAGGGUUGUUCAUCAUCACCACAUCUCUGUUCAUAUUCUCUUGGUUUUUCGUGUUGCGAUCCACCGGCAGGCCUCUCUUCGUCGAUCCUAGUCUUUUGCGUAACUCCAAAACUUUUCCUAAAUCACAAACUGACCAAAGAACAUCUUCUUCUUCUUCAUCGUUAUCAUCCAGUAAUUACAGUUGCAAGCCAGUCCUUAAAGUGUAUAUGUAUGAUUUACCUCCGCAAUUUCACUUUGGACUCUUAGGUUGGAAACCGGAUGGGGGGAACUCUGUUUGGCCCGAUAUAAAAACUAAGGUUCCCGAAUACCCGGGAGGGUUGAAUUUACAGCAUAGCAUAGAGUAUUGGCUCACAUUGGAUCUCUUGAAUUCGGAAAAUAUGAGUGGUGGGGCAGCCAUGAGGGUGAGAAAUUCAAGUGAAGCGGAUGUUGUUUUCGUCCCAUUUUUUUCAUCUAUUUGCUAUAACCGGUUUUCAAAGGUGAAUUCGCCAUCUCAGAAAAGAAGCAUCAACUCGUUGCUGCAAGAGAAGCUGGUGACAUUCUUGACGAGUCAAGAAGAAUGGAAGAGAUCAGGUGGAAAAGACCACAUUGUUCUCGCCCAUCAUCCUAAUAGCUUGAUAGAUGCCAGAACAAAGCUUUGGCCAGCAAUGUUCAUCCUCUCAGACUUCGGAAGGUAUCCUCCAUCUGUGGCUAAUGUUGAGAAGGAUGUGAUUGCCCCGUACAAGCACAUGAUUGGGAACUAUGUGAAUGACUCGUCUGAUUUUAAUAGCCGUCCUACUUUGCUAUAUUUCCAGGGAGCUAUAUAUAGAAAGGAUGGUGGAUUUGUCCGGCAAGAGCUGUUCUAUAUGCUAAAGGAUGAAAAAGAUGUACAUUUCUCAUUUGGAAACAUUCAAAAGGAUGGGAUACAACAAGCAACACUUGGGAUGCAAUCCUCCAAAUUCUGCCUCAACAUUGCAGGAGACACUCCCUCUUCCAACCGUCUCUUCGAUGCCAUUGCAAGCCACUGUGUCCCGGUCAUCAUCAGCGACGACAUAGAGCUUCCCUAUGAAGACAUAAUCAACUAUUCGGAGUUUUGUGUUUUUGUCAGAACAGAAGAUGCUCUCAAAGAGAAUUUUCUCUUGAACUUCAUUCGGAGUGUCGGGAGAGAGGAGUGGACUAAGAUGUGGACCAAGCUCAAAGAGGUUGAGAAUCUGUUCGAGUAUCGUUACCCUUCAAAGGGAGAUGACGCCGUCCAGAUGAUCUGGCAUGCAAUCGCGCGGAAGAUACCGUCUAUUAAAUUGAAGGUACAUAGAGCCAGGAGAUAUUAUCGGACUCCUGUUCUUGAGGAUAGAGGACUUAAAUUUGCUCCUCUUCCUAAAACUUUUGGGUGAGAUUUUGUAGUGGUUGAACAUGAAAUAUAGAUCAAAGAGGUUUAAAAGAAAAGAGAUUUGAUUGUCAGGCGGGUUCUUGGUAUAUUGGUUAGGGAUGAUUGAUCUUUAAUGCAUCCAUUCAUUCAUUCGCUUA
Cuscuta europaea is the source of this 1924-nucleotide messenger RNA. The record is from the annotation of a GenBank genome assembly. Lineage: Eukaryota; Viridiplantae; Streptophyta; Magnoliopsida; Solanales; Convolvulaceae.